This is a messenger RNA of Boeremia exigua, 2654 nucleotides long. RefSeq lists its product as uncharacterized. The record is from RefSeq and is a predicted model, not a curated record. NCBI's taxonomy places the organism in Eukaryota, Fungi, Ascomycota, Dothideomycetes, Pleosporales, Didymellaceae. The transcript is spliced from 4 exons. Bases 105 to 2288 code for a protein of 727 amino acids.
UCAAGCAUCGGAUCUUGCAAAGCGCUUUCUAAGCAACACAGCUAGAUGCACCAAACCUUACCUUAUCCAUCCUAACUCUUUGUGUACCUACCUACGUGACGAAAAUGUCACAACGCGAUCGAUUCGAUAGCGCGCUGAGUCUGGCUAUGGAUCAACAACUGUCGCUGGCGACCCGUACAGAAUCGCAUGGUUCGACUUCUUUGCAGCCAUGGUCGUCGUAUAAUGUUCGGCAAGACUCCUUGACAGAGACGGAAUCCACGAACGAAACGCGUGCUUCAUCACUAUACGAAUGCGAUCCCGCUCCAAUACCGUGGCAAACAUCACCGAAGGUGCUAGUGUCGAUCCCGCGUUCUUCUUCCCCACUCGCGUCGCUGCCAGCCUCGAGAAUAGCUACCCCAGGUGUCAUCUCAUGUGCGCAGUGUGGAACUGAUUUCAGUGGAAUUUAUCGCCGAGGCAAUCUUGCUCGCCAUGUACGUCACAAGCAUGACCAGGGAAGCGGGAAGCUGUUCUCCUGUCGUGCCGCGAACUGUCUCCAUGAUUUCCGCCGGCCGGAUGCGAGGCUGAAGCACGAACGAAAACUGCACCCUGAACUUCAAAUCGCGCCGAUUGAAUCGCGGUCAGGGCCUAGCGAGACCUUUUCCGAACCACCUUCGUCUCAAGUGGACUCAAAAUAUGCGCUCAGUACGACUUCCAGAUCGGAGCCGCUGGGCUAUAGAGAGGGCGGGCAUCAAAGUGUCGUCUCAGCUGUAGAACACGACACAUCGACGGACGAAUACAUCUCUCCCAAUAUGCGUGCGGCAUGGCACACUUUCGCUCAGCUCCACGCUGCACUUGAUGAGGAGGAUUACUCGCAAGCAUGCGAUAAGCUCUUCUUACGAUGGGAAGCUAUUGCUCAAGAAUUGAAAGAUAAAGGAUCUAACGCAUACGAUGUCUAUGCACAAGCCUUGGACGAUAUUCACUCAGUGAUUGCCGCAAUCGAUUGCACAGCUGUUGUGGACCAUUCAGAGCAAAUUCCAAACCAAAGCGAGCAUCUACGUCAACAAAAACCAUACCAGGAGACAGGCCGUCAUGGGCAAGGAGCCGCUCCUUCUUCUGGGAGUGCUCCAACAGCCGAUUACAAUAUCGUUCCUCAGAACCAUACAUGGUACCCGGCGAAUGUGAACAGUGGUAAGAUUACAACUGGGCGGAAAGGCAAAGGAAAGAAGAACCCUGCGCCACGGGUGGACUGUCCCAUGUACAAGCAUUGGCUACUUUACCGCACUGCAGGUGCUCCACCACCUUGCCGUGGAUGUAGUGCGACCAGCAUGAACCAGGUUCGAAAUCACAUCAAGCAAAGUCACGUGGGAGAGCGUGUUGGCAUGCUUCCUUACUACCAUCAUUGCACCCGCUGCAAAGGUAACUUCGUCGAUUUGACUUCCGGAAGCUUCCACAUAGCCGCUCGAGAUUGCGCACAUACACCGCAGCUAAGAAACAACAUCACAACACCCUGGGCGCAACUGUAUCUUUCGAUCUACCCAAGCGCUACGCAAGUCCCACGACCUUUUACCGGUGAAGCUGGGUUUUUGCCGCGUGGUGUUAUUACACAAUGUCAGUCGUCGCGCCCUUUUUUAGGCGAACGGACCCCUGGGAAUUCUCGGGAAUCUCCUCGCCCAACGAAUAUGAACGCGUUGUCGACUGAACGGCCAAUAUACAAUGCAGUAAUGCAAACGAUGUUGCGAGAAGCCGGUAGCCACCUCCCAUCCAGUGAGUCGCAAGCCAUCGCCGGUGUGCACUUCGGUGCCAUGGACCUGAACAUACCUGUGGGGUCCGGACACGCAGCAUUCGAAGAGCAACUAUAUAAUGCCCAGUCGCAUCUUCUUAAUGUGCUCCUCACCGCCCCUCUACACAUGACGCAGGAACAGAUUGCAGCAGCAGCUCAUUAUCUUCAGCAAAUCGUUGACGUUGUCAAUGCUUUCUACACAGUCUCGACAGUACCCGCAGCCUCGACCGUGGAUACUCAUGUCAGUGGCGAGAACCCCAACAAUGUCUUCAGUGAUGUCCCGUUAUCACCACAGACCGAUCAGACAACUCUUUCCAACAUCCUGCCAGGUAGUCCUCCGGCAUUUUGUGGACCCGGUGGUUCUCCUCCGGACCACCUCGCUGGUAGUAACGAAGCUCAGUCAAUGGAUCAUGGUCAGAAUGACCUAGCACACAUCUUUAUUCCUCCCAUCCUCGACCUGGGAUCUGACAUCGACGGUAGUGGCUUCGACCAAGAUUUCGAUCUUGAAGAGGAAGCUCUAUGGCAGUAGCCUGACGUCGAAAAUGAGAUACUUUUGGAUCGAUUUGUAUACGCUUGUCUUCUUUUCGGUUACAUUUUGACCGCUUUGUGUUGUACAUACUUGCUCCUUCAGCAAACCAAUCUACCUUAUCAGUCCUUCCACCCCUGAUCAGAAACCAUUAUGAGAGGACCACUUGACCCGUCUCUGCGCAAGACCGACACGACAAAGCUGGCUCAACAGCGCGGAUUCGAGAACUUCACUACGAAGUGCACUUGCGUUCAUGCUGCCGAGUCUACGCUUCUUAUAUACCUCAACAGACCGAGAUGGGAAUCCCAUACAUGAUUGAUGAAGGGCGGACUAAGUCGUCAGCUACUGUCUUACUAAGGGUGAGCCUCA